Megalops cyprinoides (Indo-Pacific tarpon) is the source of this 1901-nucleotide messenger RNA. RefSeq names its product leucine-rich repeat LGI family, member 2a (gene lgi2a). NCBI's taxonomy places the organism in Eukaryota, Metazoa, Chordata, Actinopteri, Elopiformes, Megalopidae. Gene Ontology annotation, molecular function: protein binding. The record is from RefSeq and is a predicted model, not a curated record. The coding region runs from base 93 to 1712 and encodes 539 amino acids. The transcript has 8 exons. Gene Ontology annotation, biological process: inhibitory synapse assembly.
UUCAGUGCAGCAUUUCAUGGUGCAGGGUGUAAGAGCGGCGGGUUACUUAGGCGUUCUCUUCUCAUUUCACACAUGCGAGCCUGGCAAUCGAGAUGUUGUCUGUCGUUAUGCGUUUUUCGAUAUUAUCGUUGGUGUUUUUAUAUCUGGCUCCACCGGUUAAUUUGAGAAAGGUUUUCAGAUGCCCUUCUACGUGCACUUGUUCCAAGGAGUCUAUCAUUUGUGUCGGGUCUUCGUAUGUCCCGCGGAUUAUCCCAAAUGACAUCAAUUCGUUGAGCAUUGUAAAUGGGACGUUUUCCGAAAUAAAGGAGGCUAUGUUUUCACAUAUGCCUUCUUUACAAUUACUGCUUCUCAAUUCAAAUUCACUUACAACCAUAAGGGAUGAUGCGUUCUCUGGGCUUCCACACCUUGAAUAUCUAUUCAUAGAGAGUAACAAGAUAGAGACAACGUCCAGAUAUGCUUUCAGAGGGCUCCGAGACUUGACCCAUCUGUCUUUGGCAAACAACAACAUUAAGGCUUUGCCAAGGGAUCUCUUCAUUGAUCUGGACUCUCUGAUAGAGCUGGACUUGAGAGGCAACAUACUGGAGUGUGACUGCCGGGCCAAGUGGCUGAUGACCUGGCUGAAAAGCACCAACUCCACAGUGUCGGACGUGUUCUGCGCAGGCCCAGAUGAGAUGAAGGGCAAGCGGCUCAACGACCUCGGCAGCUUGCACAACGAGUGCAUCUCCACAGACUUUGUCCUCCAUCAGUCAGUGGCCUCAGAGUCUCUGUCCGUGGACACCUUCUCCUAUAAGAACGAUGUCUAUGUGGCCAUCGCUUCCCCCAGCACAGAGAGCUGCAUGGUCAUGGAGUGGGACCACAUCGAGAUGAACUUCAGGAGCUAUGACAACAUCACUGGACAGUCAAUCGUUGGGUGCAAGUCUGUCAUCAUUGACAAUCAGGUGUUUGUCAUUGUGGCUCAGCUUUUUGGAGGCUCACACAUCUACAAGUUUGAUGAAGACCAGAGCAAGUUCACCAAGUUUCAGGACAUUGAGGUGUCCAAGAUCUCCAAGCCCAACGAUAUCGAAGCAUUCCAGAUCGGCAGUGGCUGGUUCUUUGUGAUCGCCGAUAGCUCUAAGGCAGGCCUGUCCACUCUUUACAAGUGGAAUGACAAGGGUUUCUACUCCUUCCAGUCCCUUCACGAGUGGUUCCGGGACACGGAUGCAGAGUUUAUCAAUUUGGAUGGGAAGGCCCACCUCAUACUAGCCAGCCGCUCGCAGGUCCCGGUCAUCUACCAGUGGGAUAAGAGCACUCAGAAAUUUGUGUGGCAGGGCGAGAUCCCCAACAUGGAGGAUGUGGUGGCCGUCAAAGCCUUCAGGAUCAAAGAGGAGCUCUACCUUUCCAUGACCCGCUACAUCGGCGACUCCAAGGUCCUUAAGUGGACUAACAAGCAGAUCUCUGAGGUGCAGGCCCUUCCCUCGAGGGGUUCCAUGAUCAUGCAGCCAUUCUCUUUCAAGGACAGACACUACCUGGCCCUGGGCAGCGACUACACCUUCUCACAGAUCUACUUGUGGGAUGAGGAGAAGAAACUCUUCAACAAGUUCAAGGAGGUCUACAUCCAAGCUCCCCGGUCCUUCACCGUGGUGUCCACAGACCGCAGGGAUUUCAUCUUCUCCUCCAGCUUCAAAGGCAACACACAAAUCUUUGAGCACAUCAUCAUUGAUCUGAGCUUGUGAAUGUAGGCCAGGGCUUAGAGCUUGCCCUGGCCCCAGCCUCUUCCAUGGUCAAGUGGAGGUUUGAAAUAUUUAGAGAGAGGCUUCAUUUGUUAUUAUCAGGUAUGAAUUCAUAUUCUGUGGUUCCUGCAUUUGUAUAAAAGUUUUAACUGAAAUAAUGUAACCCUUGCGGCACUCUUUUAACUAUUUGAU